Molecule: messenger RNA, 1453 nt
Organism: Triticum aestivum (bread wheat)
Lineage: Eukaryota; Viridiplantae; Streptophyta; Magnoliopsida; Poales; Poaceae
Product: vegetative cell wall protein gp1-like
Exons: 3
Coding region: 573-1235 (220 amino acids)
Source: RefSeq, a predicted model, not a curated record
CUACUUAUGUGUCUCUAUAAGAUUCCUGCAUAUGUUUUUGUGCUUUCCACUUAAUGCAUUGUUAGCUCUAUGUUACACUUCUUUUAGGUACUUCCUGCUCCAGGAUUUUCUUUGUGCGAAAAUCAAUAUACAUAGGCAUAUUUGCUCAUGAAACUGCUCUGGUUUUUCUUUUAGAGUUUACUCCCAUUUACUUGUGUCGUUCUACAAUAAUAACAGAAUUGAUAUCGAUUAAACUUCUUUGAGUAUCUUGAAAUUUAAUGAUUUCCCAUGGAAUAUGAAGUUUGAGAAUGACACCUGCUGAGCUGAAAAUAAUCUAGCGAGCAAUAGUAUAAUGAAUAGUUAUUACCGUAUCGGCAUCACAUUGCUCAUGGGUGAAUAACACAACAAUAAACUAGAAAAAUGGAAAUGCUCUGUUUGGUUUGGGUACCAUUCAGGAAAGUAGUUAACAGAGAUAGACUAUUUGACAGUUGCAGAGUGACACCACCACCACAUAUGAAGCAGAGAGUUUGUAAAGAGACACUAAAUAAUCAUCUGGAGUAAAUCUGGGAGUGGUUUUAGAAAAACUGGUUGAAAUGGUUUGGUUUUUUAUUAUGGGCUUGACUGGUUUAGGUUUUAUUGGGCUGAGGCUUUCUUUAGUUCGGUUUGGUUUGGGUUUGGAGAGAAACCAGUUUGGGUUAGUUGGUUAUGGGCUGAAACCGUUUGAUGUAUUAUGGGCUAUAAACUGUGGGUACAACCCGGUUCUCUGUAUGGGUUCAUUGCCUUCGACUGCUCCCCAACCCACGCGCCGCCCGUCUUCGCCCUCGCCGCCGCCCGCACGCCCCCCUGUCUCUUCCCCCUCGCCGUCCCUUCCUUGCGCCACCGCCUCGCCGUCCCCCUCCGGCGCCGCCCCCUCCUUGGGACAGAAGAUCCAGCAUGAGCUACCCCGAGCUGGCCCUCCCAUCGUUGCCGCCGCCCCUCCCCGUCCGUUAGGGUUGAGGUCGCCGGGCCGUCUCCGCCGCGCCACCUUCCCUCCGUCGGCAGCCGACAGGUCCUGCUCCUCCCGUGGCAAGCCGGCAAGGUGCUCUGGCCGCAUCGCCGGCAAGGUGCCCCUGCUGGUCCCCUCCUCGUCUGCAACAACAACAGCAGCAACCAGAAAUGCCACGUCAAGAACAAGGAUAUCGGGAAGUUCUUGGAUGGUAUCUACGUUAGCGACAAGGGCGCCAUCAAGGAGGAGUAGAGUGCGAAAACCGUCCUAGAAGCCGUGUUUCGGCCUGCCGUGUUUCAUUGUCUGUGUCGUCGUCAUGAUUUUGAACUUUCUCUAGACUGAAUUUUGUAGUGGAGUUAAUUGUUAGGAAUGUGCCAUGGACCAUGUUAUCUUUAUUAUCCUGCAUAUUGUCACCGCAUGAAUCGGUACGACGCUUGACUUGAAAGUAUUUGAGGUUAAAACAGGACAUGGAUGUGCUCUAUCGUUAAA